Messenger RNA from Carya illinoinensis, 1311 nucleotides. Its product is annotated as zinc finger BED domain-containing protein RICESLEEPER 2-like. Gene Ontology annotation, molecular function: DNA binding. The transcript has a single exon. NCBI's taxonomy places the organism in Eukaryota, Viridiplantae, Streptophyta, Magnoliopsida, Fagales, Juglandaceae. The coding region runs from base 1 to 1311 and encodes 436 amino acids. The record is from RefSeq and is a predicted model, not a curated record.
AUGUCUCGGGCUGCUGCAAAAAAAGAAUGCAUGAGAACUUAUGAGAAUGGAAAGACAAAGUUAAGGGCUUUGCUUAAACAUGUGAAUAAGGUUCAUAUCACAACUGACAUGUGGACUUCUUGUCAAAAACUUUCAUAUAUGGUAGUGAUAUGUCAUUUUAUCGACUCUGAUUGGCACCUUCAGAGGCAUGUCUUGAACUUUUGUAAUGUGCCACCUCCACAUACUGGCCUUCUUAUUGAUGAUACUUUAGAAAAGUGUUUCCAAAAUUGGAGUAUUGAUAAUAAAAUUAGUUCAAUUACUGUUGACAAUGCUAGUUCUAAUGAUGUUGCCAUUCGUAUCUUGAAAGAUUAUUUUAGAUUGAAGAAAACAUUGUCUGUAAGUGGCCAACUGUUUCAUGUACGUUGUUGUGCACAUAUAACAAUUUUACUUGUACAGUAUAGACUUGGGGAGAUUAGGGAUAUUGUUGAUUGUGUUAGAGAUGGUAUAAAAUAUCUGGUAGCAUCAGAGAGUAGGCUAAAACAGUUUAGUGAAAUUGCAAAACAGUUACAAUUGCCCUCAAAGAAACUGAUUUUAGAUGUGCCUACAAGAUGGAACAACACUUAUUUAAUGUUGGAUUCUGCAAUUCAAUUCAAAGAAGUUUUUCCUAGAUAUGGUGAUAGAGAUAGAUGUUUUGAAUGGGUUCCAACUGUUGAAGAGUGGGGGCAAGUUGAAAAUGUUUGUCAACUAUUAGCUAUUUUCAAUGAAGUCACCAAUAUUGUAUCUGGAAGUGAUUACCCAACAACAAACUUAUUUCUUUCUGAAGUUUGGAGAAUGAAGGACAUCUUAGGUAAGAAGAGUAGAGAUGAGAAUGAGUACAUGAAAUCAAUGGUAAGAAAAAUGAGUGCUAAGUUUGACAAAUAUUGGGGGGAGUGUAAUCUAUUAAUGUCAAUUGCUGCGGUGUUGGAUCCUAGAUUAAAAAUGGUCCUGAUCCAGUUUUGUUUUCCUUUAAUUUAUCACGGGCUGGAGGCUGCUAAGAAUAUUGAUCAUGUCUCUGCUAUGUUGCUUGAGUUAUAUAAUGAGUAUGUUCAUGAAUACAAUUCAACUCUUGAGGCACAAAGAGAGCAGGAUAAUGCUCGAAUGAAUGUAUCUGGUUCUUCCUCAAGUGUUAGGACUGGGAGAAGCAUGCAGAGUGGCCAGUCAUUAUUUAAAUCUUUUGUUAGAAGUGUUGAUACCAUGCAGCCUAGUAAAUCAAAACUGGACAAUUAUUUAGAGGAGAGCCUUUAUAUUUGUGAAAAGGGUUCAGAUGCAAGUUUUGAUGCCUUGGAAUGGUAG